GAUGGUAGCGAGGAUGACGCUGAGGGCGGCGGUGGUAUGGGUGCUGACAGCAGCGCUGCAGGUGUCUGCUGCUGACCAGGACCUGGCCAGCAGGCCCAGGGAGGGUCGCGGGGACCUGGUCAACCUUCCCAGACACCCGCUCUACAAGUCUCUACCGCACGACAACCGCCGGGUCCUCACCAUAGGAGACGCCGAUGAGCUCCCCAACUACGUCUACGAUGCCAAAGGUGUUCCUGACGAUGCGGAAACUGCUGGUGCUGCGGCUCCCGACAGACCUUACGGGGACACUGUGGCAGGCUACAAUCUUCCAGACUCCUACUCGUCAGCACCUUCGUACGCCGACCCCACACUCCUCUCUGAAGUAAUGAAGCAGGCGGACCAGGCCAACUUCAGGUAUCCUCUGGCGACGACGGUUCCCCCGGGUAAUAACCGACCAAGUUCUGCAAGUGAGACGGGCUCGGCCUUUGUUCCUACGCGGGAGAACGAGGUCAGCCCCUUCGCGCUCUUCCCACCACAGUUCCACGACCUGCUGGAGAUUCCCCUUCACACAUACUCCAACGGGUCAUCCUUCAGCCCCCAUCACCGAUACCGCCCAGUUGGCCCUCUCAUCUCUAAGGGAUACGCCAGCACCAAGAUCCAAGGCAACACCAAUCAGGUUCACGCCCCAGCAAACCAGGUCACACCUAAAGUAUCAUACACCCCUAAUUCAGUGUCUCAAGAUAACACGAAGAAGCUUGUGGAAACGAACCAAACGACUACUAAAAUCAUUACUACUACUACUACUACCACUGAAUCAUUCCAAGAUUUAUACAGCUCGACUGACCCACCUACGUCUCAUGCUCCUUCCUCUCGACCAUCCGCAACUCAUAUUACACAUAAUCCUCACACAAAGAAUACUCACGCUCGACCAACAACCCAACCCAACCUCUCCGAGGAAGUGCACCAAUCUUUCCGACCGUUGUCCUUCACUGUACCAAACCUUCACCACUCAAGACCUAAUCCUACGCUCCUUAACACCGACCCUGAACUGACCUUCACUGAUAAGCAUUCAAAACCUUCACCCCCCUCCAGCAUCCCGCCGCUGAGGUACACACGUCGCCCAGCCGUAGGUGCCAGACCCACAACCCACGUCACUGCACCUCCCCGUGACUCAUUCGUACCUACCACACCCAGAUCUACCCCACACCAACUUGUCACCACACGCAGAUCUACCUCACACCAACUUGUCACCACACUCCGAUCUACCUCACACCAACCUGUCACCACACUCAGAUCUACCUCACACCAACCUACCACACUCAGAUCUACCUCACACCAUCCUACCACACGCAGAUCUACCUCACACCAACCUGUCACCACACCAUUUCCUACUACACAGCCACCAACUACCACUCGACCUAACAACUUAUGGCGUGAAACUUUUGAAAAUACACAGAAACUAUCAUCCAAAAAGCCUGUUCAUGCCCAAACCUACGGGACACGGAUUCCAUCUAGAAACUCACAACUGCAUCCAACACCAGUUGAACAGGAAGUCUUUUCAGCAGUCGAGCAAGAGGUCCCUUCACUUGCUGAAAAGGUGCAUCCAACAUCCAGUGAUCAGCCUAAACCUUCAGUAGUUGAUAGACAAAACGAAGGAGGACAGUCAUUCCGUCCCUCUAAGGUAGACCCUUUCCUCCCUUCAGGACGAGAGCCAUCCAACUUUCGUCCUUUGGCUGAUGAAAAUCAAUCCGAUCAUUUGCAUACGGGCUCUCAAUCUUUACCUCCGGUGGUCAACUCAUACGACCGUUCUACCAGAAGACCCCAGCCUCUGCCUGUCAUCAAUGCAGAUUCAACUAAUUUUCCUUCACAGCCCCUAUCUCCUCUACCACCUCCUCCACAGCCACCCAGCAGACCAUUCUUACCACCCCCACCAAUACCUCCACAUUCUAGUAGACCAUCUCUCCCCCCUGGUCUUCAAUCUUUGCCGUCACUAUCACCACCACCCCCACCACCACCCUCUCCUGCAUCUUUCUUACCGCCUCCACCUGAAUUCCCAGAGCAGCCUUCUGCCCAGUCCCGCCCUCACCAGCCAAUCCAAGACCUGACACACCUCCAGCAUCCCCAGUUUGCACUCGUUCCCCCAGCACCCUUCCCUGGACUUCCCGCUGAUCACUCGGUUCCUUUGAAAACAUUCAGCCAAAGUCAUAAACCUAUUUCAUGGGAGCAUCGUCCUUUUCCUCCCGCGAAGAUACACCCACCAUUUCAGAUAGUUCCUGCUGCAGAGACACUUCCACCCCGUUCUCAGACUGUAGCUGAGCAGCCUGAACCUGGCUUUACUCUACCUGCAGAAGCAGGUAAUUUGCCAAGGCGCCGUGUACAAGAGGAGAAUCUCGUCCGACCACAGCUCAGCGGUGCUAGACCAAAUGUGCUCCCUCAAUUUCGUCCUAAUGCACCUCCCCAGCAAGAAACAUUUAGCUCUCAGGGAUUUCCGACAAGAACGUUCAACACCCAACCACGGCCACUAUACCCUGACAGACGUCCAGUUCUGAGUAAGCGUCCAUCUUUCCUAGAUAAUUUCAAUUUCUUUGAACGUGAUCCUGUGAACCGUCGUCGUGGCGAGACAGGGCCAUUGCUGGAGGCCAAUAGUGCUGGAAAUAAAGUGGCAACCAAACAGAAACCAGACACUGAAGUUCGGUAUCAGCUGACUCAUGGGCCCGCCCCAAAACAUGCACAGAAGGUAAUGGUUGUUGGGCCUUUUCAGCAGCCACCACCUGGAGCACCAAUAAUCAACCUACCCAACAGAGACCCUUCACCACAAGUCACUGAUCAGGAUUCAAUCUUCUUGCCUCCCCCUCCUCCACCUUUACCAAGUCGGAGAAUCUCACCCCCACCAUCUACAAUGAGCGAAAGUACUGAUGAUCCCGUUCCGGAAGUGAAACCCCAACCCCCCAUCUCAAGACGGACACAACCAAUUGAGACAGUUAAUGGAGUUGUCCCGCCCAUGCUUCCUACCCCUGAGGCUUUGGUAGAGAAUCCCCCUGAACUGCUGCCACGUGAACCCGAAGUCACAAAUAUAGGCAUGAAUAAUGUGCCGGGUGUUGUAUACGGGCGCCCUGUUGACCCUGCCAUCUACUCCACCCCAGCAGAUAAAACCAUGACUAAUGUUGGUGUAUCCUAUAAUGUCAGCAGGGAAAACACGAGUAGUAGUACCAAUAUAUCACCUUCUUAUUUAUCCACAUUGGACUCCCAAUAUGUCCCAGUCUCUGAUGACCAUGUUAUGGAGGAGGUGAGUGAUGAACACAAAGAAGGAAUAAUUGCUGGUAAGGUUAGAUUUCCUCCCAUGCCUAUUGUUGAGAGAACAGGCGAAGACGGACAGCUUCGUUCUGGCAUCAUCCCUGUUCCGGUACCAAUCUAUGCUUCACGCCAAGAACUGCCGCCACAGUCGUUCUCAGACUCUUUUUGGUCGUUCUUAGGAUUUGGCAAUUCCAAGCCUGAACCUGUAGCUGCUGAACGACGCGAUGUGGUGGAAAGUACUAGAAUCAAAAAGCAACCACGAACUAAGAGCAAAACUCGCACGCGGAGACGACGACCCCGCCCUAAUAAAGUCAACAGAUUUCAUGAUGACACACCACUAGCACGUGCUGCUCUGUCCUCGUCCCUUCAGCUACCCGAUGUCUCCAAGUCCCACCUGGUAUAUGGCUCAAAUCCACGUUUGUCACAAACUCCACCUCCAGCAACAAUAUUGACUCCAGAUUUAGCAACACCUGUGAAUAAACUUCAUCCAACAUCCACGCCAUCUUCAGACGCACCAUCCACUCCACCUUCAGAUCCACCAUCCACUCCAUCUUCAGAUUCACCAUCCACUCCAUCUUCAGAUCCACCAUCCACUCAAAACCCACAUUUAUCUUCCACCAGAUAUCCAGAUCCUUCCAGUUUAAGACCUGUAUAUAAACACACAUCCACUACCGAAGCCGCAACCAGUUCUUCUCAACAAUCUUUGACCACAGUUCAACCUGCAGAAUCUCCUGUAACUGAACCAUCCCCUACACUAAUAACCAGAAACUCGGCUACCCCGUUCUACAUCACAGAAUACACCCCAUAUUAUCCUAUCAUUCCAAAUGAACGUGAAGAGCUCAACAACUUUAAAGCCCCUAUCAUCGAGUCGUCUUCAUAUGGUGGCUGGAAAGCUGUUGAAGAGCAGCCCGCACCGGCAGACGGCCGAGGGGGUGUUACCCACAGUCCUGUUGUCCCUUCUGCGCGAGGAAAUGUCCCUGCUAUAAUUAUUGGAGAACCAAUAGCAGAUAUGGACGAAGAGGUGGUGACAGGAGUGAUCAGUGACAGAAUGGGAGAAGCACAGGAUGACCAACUGGUGAAGUUUUCAUCAAGACUUAAUGUAGAGACACCUGGUAUAGUUCGUAGCUACUGGGUCAAGGCCCCUGUUCUUGCAUAGUUGCCACUUGCAUCAACUACAUGUUGAUGCUCUUGAUUUUAUUUCAGGUAUGACAAACAAGGAUCAAAAUAUUUGUGCAAGCAUUAGUAUCUACUUUGCUACAACACAAAUAACACUACACAUGAAGCGGUAAUGCCUUAUCAGAAGCUAUAGGCAUGAAUGAGUUAUUUCUCAGUGCCUUGGGUUUUUGCUAACAAAAUUCUCUUUAAGGAGGAAUUAAGAGCGAACUAUUGAUCUAUGACCGAGCCUCGUGACUCACUUAUCCACGAGACUAGUGAUUAAACUGGACUUUUACUCGAAUGUUUGGCAGUAAUGACAACUGUUUGGAUAACAACGAAUAUAGCAUCACAGAGUUAACCUAAGUAAAGAAUUCAAUUCCAUGUUUACAUGUAAAAGAAACUGUAUUUCAAACUAUACAGCAGCUGACUGUGCAUACUUAGAGCACACAAUUUAGUAUAUUGGUGAUUGCUCUUGACUUAAAACUGUGAUAGAACACUGAGGUAUUUUAUAUAAACAGUAGCCAAAACUCGCCAAAGUCUACAUAUUGAAUGUGCAUCUGUUACAGAAAUGACUUAUUUUGUGAAAAGUCCGAGAUAUUAGAUAACUUGUUUUGAGAGAAAAUGACAUUUAUUUUGACAUAUGACCAAAGUGACAUAGAUUUUGAGAUGUGAGGAAGGUGAUAGAACUUCUAAAACAUAAGGAAGGUGAGUAGAACUUUGUGACAUCAGAGAAGUUACACAGGUUUGAAGAUGAAAGUGACCAAAUCUCUGUAAGUAAGGAUAGCGACAAGACAGCGUGACCCGAAAGUAACUCAGGAAUAUGGAGCAUGGAUAACAGAGAUUGAGAUGUUAGAAAGAUAACCCAAAAAUCUCGUGUGAAAAUUGAGAGUAACUUGGAAUAAGAGGCUCAAACACUGUGCUUGCAAUUGGUGACAGUAUACAAAAAAUGAGGUUGCUGGCAGCUGAAUAGCCUAUUCAGCUGCCAGCAACUGAAUAGGCUAGUGCAUGUACAGCUGUGUAUGUACAGUACAACACUACCCACUCUUCAAUUCCCUGCAUAUGAUUAUUAGUGCAUGAAAAUAUUAUUGAUAUAUUAUAAACAAUCUUAUGAAUGUGUAUGGACAAGAAUGAAAAAAGGCUCGGAACUAGCCACAACAAUGUCAAAUGUGGCAUUUGUGGAAAGUGAAGCAUUUUAAUUAUGUAACAACGAGGAUCUAUCAAGUGUGUCAGCAAAAUCUGUCAAGGAAGUCAAGAGCUGAAAAGUUCAUUAAGGCAUAAUGAAAUUCCCUUGUGAAUGAUUGCUGCUAAUGCAUCAUGCAGUGUGCAUGUUAUUCAUUUUUAGUGGAUUGUCAUCAUACAGUACAUGAACAUAGUAGUAGUAAUAGGCAUCCUUAAUACUGUACUAUAAUAGGCAUCCUACUAGUAGUAGUAGUAGGCAAGAACAAAUGAGCAUCAUGAACAUAUUAUGAACAUUAUCUAUAUGGUUGUUCUGAAAAAAUCUUAUCUUUUCUGUUGUAGUUUUUUUUAUCUAGUAAUGAAGGCAUGGGCCGAUGUGUAGCAGAAAAGUUGUCAACAAUUAGUCAAUGCAUCACAGCCAUUAUCUAAGUACGUGUGUCGGGAACACAAACCAAGAGAGCUUACAUUGGGACUACAUUGAUAAGGAAGAUGAACGUGAGGAAGCAAAAGUGUACAGUACUGUAGUCUGUGACAACAAAUAAUAGAUCAAAGCUGGGAGCUAGAUGGCCAUGGUGGAAGGGAAGGAAACUAUCAGGAGAAAGGAAGGAAUUAUCAGGGGAAAGCGCCAAGCCAUUACGACUAUAUAGCACUGGGGAGGGGGGGGGGAAAGCACUGGGAAAGCCUUGCACCUUCCAGGUGCAAGGCUUUCAAGUUUGGGCGCCUCUAUAGUUCAUGACAGUUUGGAUAUUAGAGAACACGGAAGACCCCAAAGACAUUCCAUUCAGGACAACUCAUGACAGUGUUGGUUUAUUUAUUCUCCCAAGUUUGUACAAGCAUGGAGAGAGUUUGGUGGGAUGGUGGACGCACUCACAAAUUUUCCUUCUAAUACAUUCCCUAAGUCACAUACUGUGCAUGGUAUGAGCCUAACUUUUCAGUUCUAAUCAAUAUUUUUCAUAUAUUUGUUAAUUUCGAAUGCCUGACUUGGAGUAUAGCAAUACAGUGUAAGACCUUAUACUGAAUGGACAGUCCUAAAAUCACUAUUAUUGAUGAGACUCAGGCUUAAUACUAUAAUAAUAAUAAUUUAUUCAAUCAGUAAUGUACCAACAUUACCACUUUUCAAGAACAAAAGUUAACCAAACUAGUGAAAGAUAGUUACUGAUAAUGUAUAAUCAAAACUUGAGUUGAAGAAUGACUCAAGUGUCAAGGUGACCAAUAUAUCAGGUAACAUGACACACUGACCCUUAUGCUAUAUAACACGACGUGACGACUGGACACAAGUCAAAUAACUUGCUUCAAUACAAAUUUUAAGUGGCAUUCACACAAGCCUCCACCACAGAGAAAGCUCUGUUAGUGGAUAAAACUGUAGCUUAAGAUUAUAUGUUAUUAUGAGAAGCCAAAUGGUCGAGACUUUCAUCGCUAUUAAGCCAACUUUACAGGAGGGGCUGGAACACUUCACUACUCAUAGGAGUGGCUGGAAUACUCUUGACUAUUUACAGGAGUGGCCAAAACACUUUCCUCUACUCUCAGGAGUAACUGGAAACUUUCCACUCCUUAUACUCGUGCAGCUUGCACAACCCUAUUCAAAUCUUGACUAAUAUUUGGCAUGUUAACGGCAUUAUAUUAUAUGAUUCUUACUUUAGUUAAUGAUAGGCAUCUACAGAUUUAAUCAUUGGAUUUAUCCAAUAUGUUUAAUUGGGUGAAAAACUAGCACCUUUGACUGAACGUAAGUGUUUAUGUAUGAUGUACUUUGUGAAUAUAUUUUAAAUAACUGCACCUCUAUAUGUUAUAUCUUCAAUGAACAAUGAUGUUGCAUUUUAAUUUGUGUAAAUCUGUUUGGUUUAUAUAUGCUUAACCAUUUGUGGACAUCUGUUUGAUAGAUGUAGCAUUAAUGUAUAAUCUCUACACCGAAUCAUAGGAGUUUGAACAGUUUGUAUAUACAUAGUUCCCGCUAGUAUAUACAUAGUUCCCGCUAGUAUAUACAUAGUUCCCGCUAGUGUAUGCAUAGUUCCCGCUAGUAUAUACAUAGUUCCCGCUAGUAUAUACAUAGUUCCCGCUAGUAUAUACAUAGUUCCCGCUAGUAUAUACAUAGUUCCCACAGGUGGACUCAGUUUGACGUAUUGUAACAAGAAAUUAUUAGCGUUGUAUAAUUGCUCACAAAAUCAUCUUUCUGCCUGUUUUUCUUAGUGCGAUAUAUAAAUUAAAAACCAAUAUCCCUAUUUCUUGAAUAAUGUACUGUAUAUAACUUGUUUAUUUAUUGUGUAAAGGAACGAGCGAUAUGUAAUUAAAAUGUUCAAUAUAUUCUUUACUUUCUUAUAUCCUAAAUAUCCAAUUGACUGUUGUAGUUUAGCUGACUUAUGAUGGUGCGUACAUAUUCUCAGCCUAUCUUUUUUUGAUAAUUACUUAUGUCAUACCAAUAAAUUCAAUAAAGCAAUAACCAUAUCCACUAUAUAUAUUAACAAAUUUUCUAUCUUUAUUGAAUCCAAUAAUAUAGUGUGAGAAUACUGACACGCCUCUAG
Molecule: messenger RNA, 8120 nt
Organism: Procambarus clarkii (red swamp crayfish)
Lineage: Eukaryota; Metazoa; Arthropoda; Malacostraca; Decapoda; Cambaridae
Product: mucin-2
Source: RefSeq, a predicted model, not a curated record